CAUAUAAGAUCAAUAAUGAUAGUUUUUGUUUGUGCGGUUCUAUUUUAUAUUUGCAGUGCUGUCAUUGAAGUGACUGGAGAUAUGACAGUUGAUGCUCAUCUCACAAAAAUGGGCCUGAAGAUGGUAAGUAUGGCCCAUACAAGCACUGGGGUGGAAUUCAGAACAGACUAUAAAGAAAUCACAGUAAAAUUCCCAAAGGAUAUCAUAGAAUAUGCGACUAUAAAGAACGAUUUCUACACAGUGACAGGAGAAAUAGAGAAGAAACUUCAGUUAAUAACAGACAACGUCCAGAAGUCAAAGGUCUGCACUGACAAAAGUGUGGAACAUCUUCUGGGCCUGAAGUUUUGUCAGGAGAUCCGAUACACCAAUGCUUCGCAACUGAAAGAUGCACCGUACUUUCCGUUCACGGGACCAGCUCAUUACAGAUACUAUAUGGAGAAUGUUGAUGUGCCAAAAGGCUAUAAUCUUACAAUACUCCAAGAUUAUCCAAACCAUACUAUUCUGUUUGAAACUGCGGGAUCCAAAUCACCCAGGGCACUCGUUGUCACAUUCGCAAGAAACAGAUGCGCCUUAUUUGCGGUAACUCCUUGGCGGAAUAUGAAAUUCAAGGCAUAUAUCACUGGGAGAUCCGGAAACUUAACCAGUAGUGCAACACUCAAUCUUGAUAAGCACUUGGAGUACAACUUUGACCACAAUUGGCUGACUGAAUAUUUUCCACAAGGGUUCAAAUGGACAAAUAACCUCAGAGUAAAGGGACCAGAACAUAAUGGAGAGCUGAAUUCAUUGCUGGAAUACACGGCUGGAGAGCGACUGGACAUGGAAGCGAGUGCGACCAGCUCUAAAUUCAAACCCAUAGUAGCAUCAUGUGAGUCUAUUUCAUUGAUAUUUGAUGUAGACGUCACCAGUAAGAAACGGCCAGUUCUGAACUUCAAUGUCAAAGGUCGUGCCGUGAAGGGCAUCGGAAAACUAUCAACUUCUUUCGUCGCUAUAUACACAAAUCCGUCUUCCAGAGAGAAGCGGAAAAACACCUUGAAGUUCAACACCCUCCUCACUUAUGCUUCACCAGGAAUUACCCGUAAAUAUGAUUAUACACUCAGUGUGAUUGACCAAACAAAG
Molecule: messenger RNA, 1116 nt
Organism: Octopus bimaculoides (California two-spot octopus)
Lineage: Eukaryota; Metazoa; Mollusca; Cephalopoda; Octopoda; Octopodidae
Biological process (GO): lipid transport
Molecular function (GO): lipid carrier activity
Source: RefSeq, a predicted model, not a curated record